Molecule: messenger RNA, 303 nt
Organism: Babesia bigemina
Lineage: Eukaryota; Apicomplexa; Aconoidasida; Piroplasmida; Babesiidae
Exons: 1
Coding region: 1-303 (100 amino acids)
Source: RefSeq, a predicted model, not a curated record
AUGUGCAUCUACCAUGUCAAGGCUGCUAAAGAAGCGGCCUUCUACUGCCUAAGUCCAUACGUCCUGGAUCCACCUAACUGCUUCGACCAGGUUUACGUGCACGGUGAAGAGAAGGACCUAAGAGAAAUAAGCAAGUCGAUGAUUGCAUCAGCAUCCAACAACUUCGUUACCUUGCGGUUCGACAGAGAAAGCGUGGGACCUGAGGAAACGCUACGCCAGGCGCCGCCGUUGGAGUGUCGCUGCGUGACCAUCAAGGGCGCCAUUCUUUCCACCAUCCAGAUAAAGAAGUAUUACUCCAAGUAA